Messenger RNA from Ixodes scapularis (black-legged tick), 4099 nucleotides. RefSeq names its product BRCA1-associated protein. Gene Ontology annotation, biological process: Ras protein signal transduction; protein ubiquitination. Bases 182 to 1957 code for a protein of 591 amino acids. Gene Ontology annotation, molecular function: zinc ion binding; ubiquitin protein ligase activity. The record is from RefSeq and is a predicted model, not a curated record. The transcript has 2 exons. Lineage: Eukaryota; Metazoa; Arthropoda; Arachnida; Ixodida; Ixodidae. Gene Ontology annotation, cellular component: cytoplasm.
GCUGCAGCUGUCAGCUGCUGUGGUGUCGAGGUUAGAAGUGUUGUGGAAAGUUGUCUGUUGUAUUGAGUGUUUGAUCGUGUUGCGUUUCUUGCGUCAAAUCCGAAUCUCGCUCAGUUUUGCUUGAAGAAAUUCGCGAAGCUCGGCGGAGUGAGAUGCAGCUACAUCUAUACGGCGCCCGAGUAUGUCUAUAUCGCUGGUGGUUCUGCGACUAGAGGUAGCGGCGGACUACGCGAUUUUUCCGCACAUCAACUACGUUUCGGCCAAGGCGACUCGGCGACUCGAUCUUUGUGCUUCGGCGACUCCAUACCGAAGUGGUGCUGGUGAGUGGCGUUCAUCGAGCAGUAAGUUCGAAGAAAUCCGAAAAGAAAGCCGGGGCUGUCGCGAACCGCACGACAUCGUCAUCGAGUCUGUGACGAUCGAGUUCGAUGACAUGGCGAGCAGCAAAUCGUCCUCGCGGCCUCCCCGAAGCGACCGAGUUAGUGCCGAGUCAUCCCCGCUUCGCGAGCCGGACCCUGUUCGACGCAUGGAGGCGUUGGACCUCACGGAAGUCGGGGCUGCCGAACGUUCGAAAGCUCUGAGCACCCAGAUACCGUUUUUCAGCGGUAACCACUGCGUCGAAGUGACCAAGGGAAUCCUGCACCUGUUCAAGGAGAACCAGCAGACUCCCUUGGGCGAAGCGGAGCGCAGCGAGAUGCUUUGCAUGCUCGCCGUGCCCGCCAUGAUGACUCUGCACGACCUGCUCCAGUUCAUCGCCCCGGUGAGCGCGCACGUCGAGAACAUCCGCGUUAUCAGGGACUCCAAGCCCAACCUGUACAUGGUCCUCCUCAAGUUCAGGGACCAGAAGUCGGCGGACGACUUCUACCAGAACUUCAAUGGCGUCCGCUUCAACUCCAUCGAGCCAGAGACUUGUCACCUUGUGUACGUCUCCAAGGUCGAGAUGGUCAAGGAGGACGACCCGGCAUGCAUCGUGGUACCAGGCCACACGGAACUGCCCACCUGUCCCGUCUGCCUGGAGCGCAUGGACGAGUCGGUCGAGGGCAUCCUCACCAUCCUCUGUAACCACUCCUUCCACGACGGCUGCCUGGCCAAGUGGGGAGACACGAGCUGUCCGGUGUGCCGGUACUGCCAGACGCCGGAGCUGGUGCCGGACAACCGGUGCUUCAGCUGCGGCUCGCAGGAGAACCUCUGGAUCUGCCUCAUCUGCGGACACAUCGGGUGUGGACGCUAUGUGGAGGCGCACGCCUACAACCACUACGUCCGGACGCAGCACACGUUUGCGAUGCAGCUCGGCAACAACAGCGUCUGGGACUAUGCCGGAGACAACUACGUCCAUCGUCUGGUACAGAACAAGACGGAUGGGAAGCUGGUGGAGCUUCAGGGCUUGGGGACGGACAGCGACGAGAAGCUGGAUUCGGUGCAGCUGGAGUAUACUUACCUGCUGACGAGUCAGCUCGAGAAGCAGCGGCAGUACUUCGAGGAUUGCAUCGACAUGGUGCAGAAGGAGAAUGUGAAGCAGAUCAAUGAGCUGAAGGAGAAGACUCAGAUUGCAGUGGAGGAGAGGAAGGAACUGGAGCGCAAGCUGAGUCAGGUGACAAAGGACAAGGACGCACUCCGCCGCAAGAGUGAGCAGCUCUCGUCGCAGCUGAGCAAGGCCAAGGCCGAGCUCCAAGAGGAGAAGUACAUCAACAAAUGCCUGCACGAGAACCAGGUCGGCUGGCAGACGAGGCUCAAGGACGUCGAAGGAAAGCUGCAGGAGCUUCAGGAGGCCAAAGACAAGGAAGUUGAGGAGCUCCAGGAGCAGCUCAGGGACCUCAUGUUUUACCUGGAUGCAAAGGACAAGAUCGACUCGUCUUCUAACGACAUUCGGCAGGAGAUACAGGAAGGUACCGUCAUCGUCGGAGCUCCUGGGCCUUCUGGAUUGUCCGGGCAAAAGCCGCGGAGACGUAGGAACCGUUGAAUCUCGCUCUUGUGACUAGUUUGCACAGUCUGUACAAAGUUGCUUCGUUAUUUAUGUCCUUUGAAAAGGGGCUUUUCACAGCCCGGAUAUUUCAAGGAUACUGCCAUUGAUUGCUGCUAUUUCUAGUGUCCUUGCAAAGGACUGGAGGAACGGUGUCCAACCUGAGUCAACCUUUCUGCGUUUGUGCACGGACGUUGGGCCGAAUUAUGACUGGCACCACUUUGUCGAGUUUUUUAGGGUUUGGUGAACGCGGGUGUCCUGUAUGCAUAUGAGAUGUUUGAGUUUUCAACAAACUGCUCAUUCACUUGGUCAUAUACCGUGGUUUCACAACGCUUCAAAGACGGUAGCGUGUUGUCUGCAUGCCUUAGUUUUACCAAGACUUUAAGAUACAGUUUGCACAAAGAACUGUGAUCAAGUCAAUCUUUUUAUCCUUCUGUCACCAGUGGAAGGCUUGUUCUGAAGGUUAAACAAACUUAAGGAAUUCUAGCCUUUGCACACUAGGAGGCAACUCCAUUAAAUGAAUGAUACCCGACUGUGGUGACUCGCUUUAUUGGCAGUUGAAAGAUGCCUUAUGUGCAGUCAAGGUAUUUACUUUGAUUGAGGGUUUGGGUACCUCAUUGUUUGCCAAAUGACUGUGAUAAGGCCUGUUGGUGGGAUAAACCAGUCUCUGACGCUUGUAGUGAUGAGACAUUGGGGAAGACGCUUCACUUGUUUGACUAAAAAUAUUUAAUUGAUAAUGGUGGCCAAUUUUGUGGCUAUUUCGAGGACUACAUUGGCUAGAGUAUAUAAUAGAAAAAUUGCAUUGUAUGAGAGAAGUGCAUUUUAUGUGGUUGGGUACUUUAUCUAGAAGUUACUGCACAACAUUUCCAUUCAAUCUAGGUCAAGGCUGAAUUUAGGAUUUUGUUGGGCUUGCUGAAACCUAAGCAUCCUGCAAAAUAUGUUUACUCCGUGCCACCCAAGCAUGCAAUUGGAAGUUUUGUCAGGUGUGUAGGUUCACACUUCUGUGUCGGCUUCCUACUGGGAUUCAGGCGGCACCUUGUUUUGUUGGCUAAACAAACCCUACUAAGUCAGCAGACUCUUGAUACACAUAAUGAGGGCACGUUUUCGGGUACUCACUGAUAUAUCAGUUUUGCCAAAGUUUGUCAGUGAGGGCUGCCUCUGUAAUAAGAACAGGGUUCUUGUCGCAUGUGAAGACAUUAGACCAACUGACCUAGUGUCAGCAGGCAAAGAUAUUAACAACCCUGGAUGCAUACGUAGCAAACCAUUCUAGUUGAGGGCAUAAUCCUGCUUCUGUGUAGUGACUUGUUGAAGGUUAUAUUCAUUUGACGUCAGGCGGGCCACACCAAAGUGUCCUAAAGGAUGCCUGCAAAGUGUUUCCAACCUUUCAGCGAGCAUAUUUGGUUGGAUAUUUGCUAUAGUGAGACCACGUUAAAGGUAACCGGAUGCAAGAUGGAUUGACAUAUGUAAGGGAUAUGGUAUUGGCAUUGUCUCUCUUGCUUGUUUUUGUUUAAUAAUGUGGCCUGCUGGCAUUGUUCCAGGUUCUACUUGGAAAGCCAGUCGAAUGAACCAGCACUUGCCUGUAUGGCAGAUGCUGGUUCAUUUCAUUCUUUUCACAUCAGUGCAUUUCUCGAACCUACCACAAAGCUGUGUUGAGGUGUCUGUUUUUUCUGCCUGAACAUCUUUUAAGCAUUGUUUCUGCACAUGGAGUACUGUGUCUUCUCUGCCUUAUUUGAUGUAAGGUUUGAUUGAAAAUAAACAACAAACCUUAAUUGAAAAAAGUCUACAUGGAAAAUUUUUAUUCACACUGUAAAGGUCAUUUUGGAUAUGCAACUUGCAGGGAUUUGGAAAAAUUAAUUGUGGAUGCACUUUUUCUGUAUUUCUUGUUAUUAGAAUGAUUCUUAUGUCAUUUUAUAUAUUGGAAUAUUCUAUCCUUGUUAACUGCUCUUGCCAUCAGUGAAAGCAUCUAUGUAAAAACUUGUAUUUCACUUCUUUUUGUGUGAGAAAUGUUUGAUAAUCCUCUAGCUGAAAGUGAUUGCUGUAAAUGGAAUCUGUUUUUGGGGACUCAAUAUUUCGUGUAUUUGGGAAUGUGCAAGUUUUGGGGAUAUUUCACGGACAUGAAAUUUCUUGAUUAGGAGUAGAAAG